CGCAAUACCAGUUCUCACUCCCAUUGGUUUAUCACAAGAGUCAACCCGAGCCCCGCGGUUCCACUUCCCACGCACCUCUCCAGAACUUUCCCGGAUCUUGAAGAUGGGGGUCAUGGCGCCACAGACCCUCCCCCUCCUGCUCUUGGGGGUUGUAGGUGUGGCCGAGACGUGGGCCGGCGCACGCUCCCACUCCCUGCGGUAUUUCGACACCCUGGUGUCCCGGCCCGGCCGCGGAGAGCCGCACUUCACCCUCGUGGGCUACGUGGACGACACGCCGUUCGUGCGCUUCGACAGCGACGCCGCGAGCCCCACGAUGGAGCCGCGGGCGCCGUGGAUGCAGCUGGAGCCGCGCGAGUACCGGGAGCAGCAGACGCGGAACGUCCGGAGGCACGCGCAGACCUUCCGGAUCCAACUGCAGACCCUGCUGGGCUACUACAACCAGAGCCGGGACGGCCCUCACACCUACCAGAGGAUCUGCGGCUGCGACGUGGGGCCCGACGGACGCUUCCUUCGCGGGCACCGAGCCGACGCCUACGACGGCGAGGAUUUCAUCUCUUUGAACGAGGACCUGAACACCUGGACCGCGGCAGACACCGUGGCUCAGAUCACUCGGCGCAAAUGGGAGGCAACAGGUGAAACCGAACAAGAGAGAGCCUACCUGGAGAAGGAGUGCGUGAAGAGGCUCCUGAGAUACCUGGAGAACGGGAAGGAGGCGCUAAAGCGCGCAGAUCCCCCCAAAACACAUGUGACCCGCCACCCUAUCUCUGACCAUGAGGUCACCCUGAGGUGCUGGGCCCUGGGCUUCUACCCUGCGGAGAUCACCCUGAUGUGGCAGCGGGAUGGAGAAGACCAGACCCAGGAAAUGGAGCUUGUGGAGACAAGGCCUUCUGGAGAUGGAACCUUCCAGAAGUGGGCAGCUAUCAGGGUGCCUUCUGGAGAGGAGCAGAGAUACACCUGCCAAGUGCAGCAUGAGGGGCUGCCUGAGCCCCUCGCCCUGACAUGGGAGCCUACUUCUCAGUACAUCAUCCUCAGCAUGGGAACCACCAUUUUCCUGAUUCCCUUCGGAGUUGUGGUGGCUGUUGUGUUGUAUAGGAGGAAGAAGGCAGGUACUGACAGUGCCCAGAGCUCAAAUGAGUCUCUUACAGCAAGAAGGUAACUCAUCAAGUCUCCACUUCCUUUGUCCACAGCCUGACUUGAGAAGGUAGCUGGAGCCUGACUAUCUAUCAUGAAGAUCACAAGAACUCAGCCCGGAGCUACAGGAACUAAAAGCCUCAUGAACUUUCCUGCCAGACUGGCUUCAAACCUGGAUCCUCAGAUUUCAGCCUCCUGAGUAGCUAGGAUUACAGGUGGAAGCUACCAACUCCUGGCAGAACAUCUCCCCCGCCCCUCCCCCUGAAAUGUGACAAAUACUAGGGACCUAAUAAGUUUUGUUGAUUGUGCUGUUACU
This is a messenger RNA of Perognathus longimembris pacificus (Pacific pocket mouse), 1447 nucleotides long. RefSeq names its product saoe class I histocompatibility antigen, A alpha chain-like. Gene Ontology annotation, biological process: antigen processing and presentation of endogenous peptide antigen via MHC class Ib; antigen processing and presentation of endogenous peptide antigen via MHC class I via ER pathway, TAP-independent; immune response. Gene Ontology annotation, cellular component: external side of plasma membrane. NCBI's taxonomy places the organism in Eukaryota, Metazoa, Chordata, Mammalia, Rodentia, Heteromyidae. Gene Ontology annotation, molecular function: signaling receptor binding; peptide antigen binding. The record is from RefSeq and is a predicted model, not a curated record. Bases 104 to 1156 code for a protein of 350 amino acids. The transcript is spliced from 7 exons.